Messenger RNA from Debaryomyces fabryi, 532 nucleotides. Its product is annotated as Flocculin type 3 repeat-containing protein. The record is from RefSeq and is a predicted model, not a curated record. Lineage: Eukaryota; Fungi; Ascomycota; Pichiomycetes; Serinales; Debaryomycetaceae. The transcript has a single exon. The annotation marks the transcript as partial.
AUGAAAUUUAUCAAUACAAUCGUUUUAAUUUGCUUAGCAUCGGCAACUGGUGCAACAACCAAGCACAAUCUCUCACUGAGUGCUGGUAUCGAGGAAAGCGGAGGUAGUGAUGGGAGAUACGGCGGCACAUCUACUUAUUAUACCACCUGUUAUGCCCCUGAAACAAGUACGGUGGUUAUUACAUCUUGUUCAGAAGACUCUUGCGAAACCAAAAGCCAUGAAACGGGAAUUACCGUUGUGACUACAAUUACGCUGGGAGUAUCAACUGUUUUCACCACUUAUUGUCCAUUAUCAACAGAACACCAGGUCAUAGAAAAGACAGACUCUGCGGGCCAAGUAACAACGUCAACGAUUCCAGCGGACACAGAAAAUCCUCAAACAUCGGAUGAUUGCGAUAAUGAGCCUUCAGAUGACGUUGACGACGAAGAGUGUGAACCUUCUGCUCCCACUUCUUGUCACACAUGUUUUGAAUCUACUUCAAGUUCAGCUUUUUCUAAAAUUUCCAGUUCUGUAUCGCUGAGCUCAGUGUCAA